Asparagus officinalis (garden asparagus) is the source of this 348-nucleotide messenger RNA. RefSeq lists its product as uncharacterized. The transcript has a single exon. The coding region runs from base 1 to 348 and encodes 115 amino acids. Lineage: Eukaryota; Viridiplantae; Streptophyta; Magnoliopsida; Asparagales; Asparagaceae. The record is from RefSeq and is a predicted model, not a curated record.
AUGGAAGAUCUGAAGAAGUCAUCUAGCUUUGAGGAAGCAUACAAAAUUGCUGAAUGGAGACGAGCAAUGAAGGAAGAAAUUCAAGCUCUACAGCAGAACCAAACUUGGGAGUUGUUGCCAAAGCCUAAAGAUGUCAAACAUAUCUCCUACAAAUGGGUUUGUGGGUCAAUUGAGAGAUACAAAGCACGCUUAGUGGCUCGAGGAUUCUCUCAACAGUAUGGACUAGAUUAUGAUGAGAUAUUCAGUCCAGUUGCCAAGGUAACAACAGUUAGAGUUCUUCUAGCUCUAGCAGCCAGCAAAAAUUGGAAGCUUUGGCAGAUUAAUGUGAAGAGUGCAUUUCUACAGUGA